UGCAAGAAUAACAUCAUUGUUAAGCUCUUGAGAAGAAAUUGGUUGAAAUUUGAGCUGUGGAUGCAGAAGCAGCGGUGGUACGUUGCAGAUAAUGGUGUUUAUUCAAAGUUGAUAUCUGUAAUGGGAAAGAAAGGCCAAACGAGAAUGGCAAUGUGGCUUUUCUCAGAGAUGCGUAAUAGUGGUUGCCGCCCUGACACUUCAGUCUACAAUGCACUUAUAACAGCUCACCUUCACUCCAAAGAUAAACCUAAAGCUUUGGCCAAAGCCCUUGGGUACUUUGAGAAGAUGAAGGGAAUAGAAAGAUGUAAUCCAAAUAAUGUUACAUACAACAUUCUAUUGAGAGCUUUCGCCCAAGCACGCAAUGUCGAUCAAGUAAAUGCAUUGUUUAAAGAACUAGAAGAGGGUAUUGUUUCGCCAGACACUUACACUUACAAUGGUGUGAUGGAUGCAUAUGGGAAAAACAAGAUGAUCAGAGAAAUGGAAGAUGUCCUCUCCCGUAUGAAGA
Molecule: messenger RNA, 505 nt
Organism: Papaver somniferum (opium poppy)
Lineage: Eukaryota; Viridiplantae; Streptophyta; Magnoliopsida; Ranunculales; Papaveraceae
Product: pentatricopeptide repeat-containing protein PPR5, chloroplastic-like
Exons: 2
Molecular function (GO): mRNA binding; protein binding
Source: RefSeq, a predicted model, not a curated record